AUGGAUUUCGCUAGCAUAUGUGUGAUACUGAGUAUAGAGUUGCUGGUCGCAUGUUUAGUCAUCAGCGCUGAAGAUACCAAGGAAGGACACUGGGGUUCAUGGGGUGCCAUGAGUCCCUGCAGCGUGACCUGUGGGCUAGGCACCACAAGCAUGGAGCGUGUCUGGAUCCCUGGACCUAAUGACCCACCUAGCAAGGAUCCAUAUACUUCCACCCAGACGUUCCCAUGUACCCAUGAGAUCUUCCCGGAUUGCCCGCAGGAUGGGAUCUGGUCAGUGUGGAUGGGAUGGAGCAGGUGCACCAAAGCUUGUGGGAUCGGUCUGAUGAGCAGACAGAGGGAAUGUCGUGGGCAGUUUUUUGGCGGGAAACCCUGCGAGGGCAGUGCUUAUGAGCAAAAAGAAUGUAACGAACAGCCAUGUCCUCCUCUGCCGAAACACUUUAACAUGACGCAGUGCAGAGACUGGCACAACUUCACAUGUAUCAGCCAAAAGAUGUGCGUGCCUGUGACCCAGAAGUGUGACACGGUGGUGCAGUGUCACGACGGCAGUGAUGAGAUCGACUGCUUGGACAUCAGUCUGAUGCGAGGAGGCAACGUUCGCUAUGACCUGAGAAUGUGGAGAAAUG
Messenger RNA from Candidula unifasciata, 622 nucleotides. Lineage: Eukaryota; Metazoa; Mollusca; Gastropoda; Stylommatophora; Geomitridae. The record is from the annotation of a GenBank genome assembly.